Molecule: messenger RNA, 2493 nt
Organism: Oreochromis aureus
Lineage: Eukaryota; Metazoa; Chordata; Actinopteri; Cichliformes; Cichlidae
Product: carbohydrate sulfotransferase 8-like
Exons: 4
Coding region: 316-1545 (409 amino acids)
Biological process (GO): carbohydrate biosynthetic process; proteoglycan biosynthetic process
Cellular component (GO): membrane
Molecular function (GO): sulfotransferase activity
Source: RefSeq, a predicted model, not a curated record
AAGAUUUGGCGAAUGCGGACUUUUAUUGUCGUGGUCUGAAUAAACUUCCUCCGUGUCUCUCGGAGCUUGACGCCCGGGCUUCGCCGCCCUGCUCUCCCGUCCACAGUGAACUCUCAGUCCGGUCCUUCGGCUCCGGGGCCGCUAACGAAGUCAGCCCGAGGACACCGCAGCUCACCCUCAGCUCUGCGCCCGUUAGAGCGUUUACUGAGUACCGGAGGAGGAGGAGGGACGCCCGCAGACUUUCCGACGGAGCAGAACUCCGCGGACUGCGUCCAUGCUGAGCCGCACACAGGUGCUCGCUGUGGCUGGUCCAGGAUGAGCCUGCUGGGCGUCCGGAGGAGGCUGCUGUUUGCUGCCGUGAAGCCGCCCUGCUCCCUCUGCUGCUCCCUGUGGUUCCUCCUGCUGCUGGGAGCCGGAUCGCUGCUGCUGCUCGCCCGCCUACAGGACCUCACCAAGCCGGUCCUCCAGCAGCGUCCAGGUGUGCAGGUGCUGACGGCUCCCAGGCGGCCCUCACAAGAGGAAGCCAUCGAUCCAGCAGGACAUCGUCUCGUCUCUCCGCCCGCUCUCCGUCCCCAGCCACCGUCCUCCUCGCUGUUCUCUGACUCGCUGCUCGGCUCAAAGCAGCCGCUCACUAAACGCCGCAGGAAGCUGCUGCUGAAGAGCAGUUUGGUGGCGUCCAGCGCCCCCACGGGCCAAAAAGAGGCGGCGCUGCAGCUGGCGAGGAUGCAGGAGUCACGGCACCGCCUGCUGACAGAUAUCUGUGCCCAAUACCAGCCGGACAUGGGCAGGCGGCUGCCGUCACAGCGGCAGGUGUCGCGGGUGUACGUGGAGGAGCGGUUCCGGCUGCUGUACUGUGAGGUGCCCAAAGCCGGCUGCUCCAACUGGAAGCGGGUGCUGAUGGUGCUGAGUGGCAGCGCCGCGUCCACACGGGACAUUCCCCACGACGCGGCGCACUACGACAACCACCUCCCGCGGCUCAGUGGCUACGAUCGCGCCGGCAUUGCUGAGCGGCUUCGCUCCUACACCAAAGUGCUGUUCGUCCGGGAGCCCUUCGAGCGCCUCGUGUCAGCGUUUCGGGACAAGUUUGAGAGCCCCAACUCAUACUACCACCCCGUGUUUGGACGGGCCAUCAUCUCCAGGUACCGAGCCAACGCCACGCGUGCUGCAUUGCGCUCCGGCGCCGGCGUGACUUUCAGGGAGUUCGUGCAGUACCUGCUGGACGUGCAGCGGCCCGUGGGGAUGGACAUCCACUGGGAGCCGGUGAGCCAACUGUGCAGCCCGUGCCUCCUGCAGUACACCUUCAUCGGGAAGUUCGAGAGCCUGGAGCGUGACGCCAACUUCCUGCUCCGAAGCGUGGAGGCGCCAGCCAACCUCACGUUCCCGGACUUCAAGGACAGGAACCCACUGGCGGAGAGGACGUCCUCCAGCAUCACGCAGAAGUACUUCUCACAGCUGAACGCCACCGAGCGGCAGAAAGCCUUCGAUUUCUACUACAUGGACUACCUGAUGUUCGGGUACCCCAAGCCCUUCAGCGACCUGCACUGAGCCACCGCCGCGCUCAGCUGAGGAUGAGCGUUUGGCUCUGUUAACGUGUCAGAGGGCUGGGUCUAGCUGAGGCUGCGUACCUGUGCAGGUGUGAGAGCUGCAGACUCAGAGACUGAUCUUUGUGUUUAUGUGUUCUUAACGACUUCUGUGAAGUUUUGUUGAGCUGCGUCUCUCAGAGAGAAGCUGUCAGAUAACAGCGGGAAUCACAUAGAUGCUUCUGGGCUCAGUCGCCGUGAUGUCACAUCAACAACUUUGAGUCCGUUGCUCGCGCUUUUGAAGCAUCAGCCAAUCAGAUCGCAUUUAGCCAAAUCUGCUCCAAACGCGGCCAUCGGCGAGAGAGGCUGGGGUGGUCUGCACGUGUGCGGAAGAGGAUGAGAAGAUGAGCCGAUGUGGCGGUAACAGACGUCUGCUGACGGUCACCUGACUCUGUUUUAUUGAUAUGAGGAUCACGGCCGCCGUGAGCACUGUAGCAUCCGAGUGAAUCGUGCGUUAGGAUGGAGGAGGAAGAUGAGGACGAUGGAGCGCUCCCAGAAUAACGGCUUCCAUAACCUCUGACCUCGGCUUUGUGGCAAAGACGCGGUCGAGAUGCUGUUUAAGAAUUUUCUUUAAUCCGUGAAUCAAGCACAAAGAAUAUAAAAAUGUUGUUUUUCACAACAAUGUGAUUUUAUUAUUUAACCCAACGUUAUGAGAGGAAACAGGAAGUAUGAUGCUGCGGACGGACUGAGCUCUGGAUUAUUUUAAUGCAGACCUUAAAUCUGAAGGCCGCUCGGGUGGGGGGGGGAGUGGCUCAGUCCAUCAUUUAUGUACAGUCUGUUUAAAGCAGGAAAAGGAAGUGGGGUAGGAGGUGAUGCUGCGAAUGUGUAUAUGGUGAUUAUUAGAGACGACCUCGAAGCCUUAACACUGCCUUCUCACCUGUGACCACAAUAAAUGAGACUUUGACCACCUGGA